AUGUGUCUAGAAGAUCCUCCACGAACUCGAAAGCAUAUUUAUUAUCAAAAGCCUUUUCUUCAGUUUCGUAGUCUUAGUCAAGAGAAAAUUGUUCAAUCAUCAGUUCAUCAUCGAUCAGAUUCAAUUCAGUCUGUAGACUUAUUUUCCUUAAUUGUACCGCCAAAUCAUGGUUCGACAUCAUCAUUAACAUCUCUCCUAUGUCCAAUAUGUUUAUUACCGAUGAUGAAACCGAAACUGCUACCAUGUCAACACACAUUUUGCUUGAAGUGCUUGGAAAAUAUUCAACAAACUCGAUCUGGUUCACUACCAGUCAAUUCAACCAACUGUUUAUUGUCACAUGACAAUCAAAUUAAAACAAUUUCAUGUCCGAAAUGUUCGCGGAUUCAUCGGAUUCAGUCGUGUACGGAUUUGCAACAGAAUCAAUCAGUUGAAUUGUUAGUAAAUACACUCCUGUGUGAGACAUGUCAUCAGCUGUAUCCAUCCAAUCAAUUAGAUACGUGUUUCCAUUGUUUUGGCGUCUUGUGUCCAACAUGUUAUACUCAACACAUCGAAAGACAUCGAACUGAAUUGGAAACAAAUCAGAGAUUAACGUCACGAGCUCUAUCAUUGGAAGAAAGAACAAAAACUUCUUUGGAACCGAAAACGCAGACGAAAUCGAUCGAUACAGAGCAACAAAAGCCAAUUAAACCGGAUGAGAACUCCGAUUCUCCACAAACACCUGUUACCAAGAAGAAAUCACAAAGUUUUCUCCGAAAACUAAUGAACCAUUCUCGACAUCGUCACUCAACUGAUGAGAUCAAUAAAAAACCAUCUUCACCAUCAGUCAAACGUUCGACAUCCGCAAAACUUUCCGAACGAAGGAAAAUCACGAUCGAUAUCACAGCUGACGAUAAGCCAAUUCUCGAGUCAAUUCCAUCCGUCGUUCCUAUCACACCCGUUCGUCAAUUUAUCAAUUUUAAUGAACUCUACAUCGAUACAGCUCAACACAUUAAGCAAUGCAAACAACGUCAAUCGGAAUUAGACCGAUCUGUACAAAAACUUAUUGAAGUUUUAACAACGAAAACGAACGAAAGUAUUCAACAGAUCUCGCAAUAUUGGAUGUAUUUGAGACAAUUCUCAUUAGAUCAAUUACAUGCGAAAACCAAUCGUUUUCAAUUCUUCAACUACCUUCUUAAAACAUGUUGCUCAACGUUAGAUUCUCAAAAGCAAAUGGCAUCCUAUUUCGAACAAAACGAUGAAAUCAAAGCGGCAUUACAAGUUCUUCAAACGACAUUGAUGAUCGUCAAUCAACAACACACACAAUUCGCUAUUAAUCAGUCAUUUGAUCGAGAAGAACAAACAACAUUAGGAAGACUAAGACGUCAUUUAGAUUUGUUACUCGCUUCCUACGCGGAUGAGAUUUCCUUUCUUCACGAACGAAUUCGCGUCUACGAAUCACGGUUUGACACAUGGAGAAAUUGUAACAGAACAGAUUUAGAUUCAUUAAAUUACGAAUGGUCACAAAUCAUUGAACACGAUUAUCCAUCGCUGAUCGAGAAAAUCUCCAAUGAUUUCAUCAUGAAAACUCCACAAAUCGAGAAAAUUCUCUUUCAAAUGCUGACAAAUAUGAAGAAACGUCUAUUAAACAUCGAUUAUCGAGGAACGAGUCAAAGGAUUAGUGUUGUUAGUUUAUGA
Adineta ricciae is the source of this 1674-nucleotide messenger RNA. The record is from the annotation of a GenBank genome assembly. NCBI's taxonomy places the organism in Eukaryota, Metazoa, Rotifera, Eurotatoria, Adinetida, Adinetidae.